Molecule: messenger RNA, 363 nt
Organism: Aureococcus anophagefferens
Lineage: Eukaryota; Pelagophyceae; Pelagomonadales; Pelagomonadaceae
Exons: 1
Cellular component (GO): plasma membrane
Molecular function (GO): oxidoreductase activity; 2 iron, 2 sulfur cluster binding
Source: RefSeq, a predicted model, not a curated record
GAGGUCGCGACGGACAAGCGCGGCAAGCCGCUAUCGACGGACGACUUCCUGUCCGGGCGGCCCGACGGGCCGACGGAGCUCGUCGCGGGAUUGGGCGGCGAGCCGACGAUUUUGCUGGUCGAGGACGGCAAGCUCGCGGACUACGCGAUCCAGGCCGAGUGCACGCACCUCGGCUGCCUCGUCGGGCCCUACAACCCGCUCUCGCAGCGCUUCGUCUGCCCCUGCCACGGCUCCGAGUACCUCCGGAACGGCGCGGUCGCGCGCGGCCCCGCGCCGAGCUCGCUCAAGCUCGCCAAGGUCGGCACGGACGACCAGGGGCGCAUCACGCUCGAGCGAUGGACGGCGCCGGACUUUCGCGACGGG